This is a messenger RNA of Mangifera indica (mango), 854 nucleotides long. Its product is annotated as trafficking protein particle complex subunit 4-like. NCBI's taxonomy places the organism in Eukaryota, Viridiplantae, Streptophyta, Magnoliopsida, Sapindales, Anacardiaceae. Gene Ontology annotation, biological process: endoplasmic reticulum to Golgi vesicle-mediated transport. The record is from RefSeq and is a predicted model, not a curated record. Gene Ontology annotation, cellular component: TRAPP complex. Bases 101 to 526 code for a protein of 141 amino acids. The transcript has 3 exons.
AAUAUUGACAUGAACUUACAGAGAUUCGAGUUUUAUUUUACAAUCUUCUGAUCCAUCUUCUUCCUUUUUAAGUAAUUAGAUUUCGGAAGAGCGCUUAAGAAUGGCUGCAAUUUACAGUCUCUACAUCAUCAACAAAUCGGGCGGCUUGAUUUUCUACAAGGAUUAUGGAUCAGCUGGACGAAUGGACACAAAUGAUAGCUUGAGAGUGGCUAGUUUAUGGCAUUCAAUGCACGCGAUCUCUCAACAGUUAUCGCCUACCACUGGUUGUUCGGGUAUCGAACUCCUUGAAGCGGAUACUUUUGAUCUCCAUUGCUUCCAAUCUCUUACUGGGACAAAGUUUUUUGUGGUCUGUGAACCUGGAACGCAGCACAUGGAGAAUCUUUUGAAAGUUAUCUACGAGUUGUACUCAGAUUAUGUGCUGAAGAAUCCCUUUUAUGAGAUGGAGAUGCCCAUUCGAUGUGAACUAUUUGACAUCAACCUAUCUCAGGCUAUACAGAAGGAUCGUGUUGCCUUUUUAGGGCGAUGAAUUGCCCUUCAACAUCGAUCUCCCCAAAUUAUCUUUGUUUUGUUCUUCUUGGUUUGUAGCACUGUAAUGGCAGAGAUACUGGUUUUGUUUUGUAUUGGCUACAUCUAUUUGAUACCUGCUCAACUCAUUAUCGAUAGAGCAUGUUAAGAACUUGGACUCUUAGCCGAGAGAUGUCCUCCACUAGAUUAGCCAAACAGGUAUGUUUUAUAAGCAGCUGAAUUCUGUUCAUUUUAGCUGAUGAUUCAAGCUCACCUGAAAACUGAAACCUAAUAGUCAUUGUAAACAAAGAGCAAUGCUAUAUGGUUUUAAGUACAUAAUUAGAUAUCUA